UCUUAUUUCGAAAUGGAAAGGUAACUAUUUAAAUAGUCAAUUGUAUCAACAACAAUGGAGGAAUAUUAGCUUUCGGGUUACAAAAUAAAAUUUUCAGUGUUCAUAGUUAUGAAUUUUAUAUAGAACCUAUAACUGUUAUUAAUUACAAUCAUGGAGCAAAUGUACCUGGUUGAGAUAUUUAUAGACAAAAUAACAAUAUUCGCAUCUGACGAAGACGAAAAAAGCGGAGCUAAUAAAAACUUAAUUAUAAAAAUUCGAUUCGGCCCUAAAGUCCAGUUUAUAAUCAAAGAAGGUCAGCUAGCACGAAAUGAGGACAAGAAAGAUGAUAUUAUAGAAUGCGAUGAUCUUGGACGCAGAAAAUGGACAAGAACCAUUAGAGUUGGUAAAUCUUAUCUAUUUCCAUCAUAUCCAGAUACAGUCCUCAUGAUAUUAAGUAAGUUUCCGCUUGAAAUUGAAGUAUGGAAUGAUGAUGCAAAUGAAGUAGAAAUAUUUGUCGGUAUUGGUACAAUGUAUUGGGAAACCGAGUUUUAUCAUAUGCUGAAAGAUACUGCUGAUGCUUGUAAACCUCAUGAUCCUCUGUCUAUUAAGCAACAUACACCAUUAUUCGCAGAAUGCUGUUGCAAGCAAGUUGGUGAGAUAGGAUUUAUUCUUAGACUGAGCGCCCUUGGAGAUAGCAUUAUCACAGAGUUCCAACAACUUAUGAAAGAUCCGGAUGCAUUUGUUUUUAGAACGAAUAAGGCUCCAAGCAUGUUUCAGUGUAAAAGAAUUGAGGGUGAUGAUCCUAAUUUCUGUAUGGUAGGUAGUCUUUAUGAGACAACUACCUUAGAGGAUCCAGCAGUACUUAAUAGUGCAGAAGAAAAGCUUGAAGUUUGUACGCAACUCCAAAGCUGUGGCAUUGGACAAAAAUAUGUUGAUUAUAGUUGUGAACAUAAUAAAGAGGAGCCAAAGAAAAGAUAUCCAAUUGAUAAAAUACGGAUGGGCGAUAUAACAGGUCCAUGUGGCAAUGCCAACUGUCCGUUAGCGCAUAAAGUGAGAACAUACAUACGGAACUUAGAUGCAUAUAAACAAGAAGCAACAAAUAAGGUGAGUGGUACUAAAGAUAACACUACAAGGAAAAUUUGUGGCGCUUGUGAUUGUAAAGAUGAUCGUUGGCAUCGCGAUGAGUGUCCAGAUAAAGAAAAUAAAAUGGAUCCCAAAGUUUUGUGUACUGGUUGCGGUGGAAUUGCCAAUUCUGGCCACACUUGUGACAAUACAAAUACAAAGGAUAAGGAGUACAGUCCUAGUGCAGAUCCAUCAGUCAGUAAGACGCAGGUUAAUUAUAUAUUUAGUGUUAAUAAAGUUGAUCCUGAUCUAAAAGACUCAAUGUUUGGAAAAGAUUUUAUUGUAGAGAAUUCUAUGACAAAUUAUAACUUUCAAUUUCUUCACACCAAUCCAGCUACAACAUGUCAAAGUAUUAAAGUAGUCAGUGGAUGCUGUUGUCGAAGACCGCAAGUUUCAAUAACAAAAAUUUCUAGUACUCCUAGUAUGAUUGCACCUGAGAAUAACGCUUCUUCUAGCUUAGCAAAAAAUAAUCAGACAGUUUAUAACAUGGAGUUACGAGAAUCGAAACGUAAACUCACCGUCUACAAUUGCAUAGAAAUACCCGAAGAAAAGGAUUAUAAAUGUGAUCCGCCUAAACUUUCACCGCCUUGUAAGACAUUCGAUUGUGACUGUAUAGCCGAAACAUCAAAUAUAGCAACUAGAAAAGCUCACAAGCCUUACUGCCCUUCUUACAAACAUAAGAGCUGCUGUCCUGUGACUAUGAUGCACGAGGAAGAAGAUAAAAAGAAGUUGGAUGAAGAUGAAGAUGAAGCUGAACCUCUACCUUAUGGUUUGCCACCAAUACAACUUGGUCCAUGCCCCGUGAUGGGUAGACCAUGCACAGUACCUGAUGGGUUUGCUAGAAUGUAUAAAACUGCUACAUUACCUGCGUUACCACCAAGUUAUAACAAUGCAGGGAAGGUAUGUUGUUCUAAAGAAUAUGAAAGAAUAAAAAAAGCGAUAAAGGAUUAUCUUAAAAACGAGAAAGACCACGAUUAUCGUUGUAUAAAUAAAUUCAAUGUUGACACUGAAAGACGAUGCUGUGACAAAGAGCAGCAACUUCUAUCUUUAAUGGGCAAAGCAUGCUGUGGAUCUCAUAAGAUGGCCAUUCAAGAGAAGUUUAAAGAAGAUAAAAAAUGACGAGUUGGUGACCAUCAUUGAUAUUUUAUUUUGUAACCCUCGAGUGUAUAAUAUCAUUAUCAACAUUUAAUUAUAUUU
Messenger RNA from Galleria mellonella (greater wax moth), 2298 nucleotides. RefSeq lists its product as uncharacterized. Lineage: Eukaryota; Metazoa; Arthropoda; Insecta; Lepidoptera; Pyralidae. The record is from RefSeq and is a predicted model, not a curated record. The transcript has 2 exons. The coding region runs from base 151 to 2220 and encodes 689 amino acids.